AGAAACUAAAUUCAAACACAAUAACCAUUAUCUUAUUCUUGUGUUUCUUUGUCCUUCUCGGGCCGCGGUAGCUUUUUUGCUACCACGGCCACAAACCAUUCUUCUCAUUGUAUCGAAUAGUAUAACUUAGUUAUAAUGCGUUCGUGGGAUAAAAUAAGCAUUUUUUUCAAAGAUGCAAAGGUAAAAUCUCCUCCGCUACCACCUCCACCUCCAGCACCUCCUCCUCCUAACAACAAUGCUUACAAAAUAAGCCCAAAAUACGCACCACGACAAACCAAUGCUUCCCCACUUGAAUCAUCAGAGUCGGAGGAGCUACAACGUCUAGUCCAUGCGCCACCAUUUUGGAAAAGUAGUAAAAAGAAGUUGUCGAAACAAAUGUCCAUGAACGAGACUCAUAGAGACGUCGCAUGGGAGAAAAAACGACAACGACAAGUAAUAAGAGAAGGGAAGAGGAAAAGUAUGAAUUUCGAUGUAGAUGAUUUGACAGACGAGGAUUUGAAUGAGUUAAGAGGAUCCAUUGAGUUAGGAUUUGGUUUUAGCGAAGAAGCAUGCCAAAAACUUUGCAAUACGUUACCAGCAUUAGACCUUUAUUUUGCUGUGCAUCGUCAAUUGUCUAUUAGUCCGGUGUCGACGCCACAUAGCAAUAACUCCACUAAUUCUCUGAGAGUCAGAUCCGCAUCAUUUGAGAGUCCUAGGAGCGAAGAUUCUUGGAAAAUUUUAGGUCCAGGGGACGAUCCUCAACAAGUGAAGACGAAACUGCGACAUUGGGCACAAGUAGUUGCUUGUUCAGUGAUGCAAUCCAUUUAAUUUUUUGAAUACCCGUAGUCAAAAUCACAUCGUCUUUUAUGUAUAUUAACAUAUAACUAAAAAUUUAGUCGUACCAAGAAAUUAAACCAAGUGUAAUACAAAGGAAACGAGAGGAGAUAGGGACAGAAGGAGAUAACAAGAAAUAUUCAAGCUAAGCAAUAUAUGACUUGAUUAGAAGUUAUAUGAUCAUGCAUGACCAUUAUAGAGUAGCAAAAAUUGGGAUGAUAAUAUAGUUGUAUAUGUAAAGUAUUGAUCACUAACUAUGAGGCUAAUCAAUAUGGAAAAUGUCUCAAUUGUUUGGUGAUCAAAGUAAUCAACAUAUGUUUGUUUUUAGACCACAAUUGUUUUGUGAGGAGUAGAUAUAUUUUAUUGCUCUUUUCAAACUAUGAUUAUGUAAAAUAUUUCUCAUAUUUAUUUUUAGCUUAAUAUUAUUGAUCAUAUUUAAAUUAUA
This is a messenger RNA of Amaranthus tricolor (Joseph's coat), 1258 nucleotides long. RefSeq lists its product as uncharacterized. Bases 136 to 807 code for a protein of 223 amino acids. The record is from RefSeq and is a predicted model, not a curated record. The transcript is spliced from 2 exons. Lineage: Eukaryota; Viridiplantae; Streptophyta; Magnoliopsida; Caryophyllales; Amaranthaceae.